Molecule: messenger RNA, 995 nt
Organism: [Torrubiella] hemipterigena
Lineage: Eukaryota; Fungi; Ascomycota; Sordariomycetes; Hypocreales; Clavicipitaceae
Source: the annotation of a GenBank genome assembly
AUGGGUGACACGACGUAUACUGUGACAGAGGCCACUACACUUGUUGUCACAGACUGCCCUUGCACCGUCACCGAGGUAUGCCACACUUGCACGGCUGCUCCUACCGCUGUUCCUGUCCCUGGUGAAGGUGGCCAGCCUGGAACUGGAGGUCAACCCGGCCAAGGUGGUGAACCUGGAACCGGCGGCCAACCCGGCACCGGCGGCCAACCUGGAGCCGGAGGUCAGCCCGGACAGGGAGGAGCUCCCGGUCAAGGUGGUGAGGGUGGUGAACCUGGCACCGGAGGCCAGUCCGGCAACGCAGGACAACCUGGUACUUGGGGCCAGCCCGGAACCUCCGGUGACAGCAACACCCUCAGCCCAUCGGAGGUCUCCCCUCCCGCAUCGUCCGGCACCAAUGACGAAAAGGCUCCCUGCCCUACCUGCCACGUCGUUACCGCCGGCUCCAGUUCUCUCUCUGUCGCCCUUGGUGCUGCUGCUGCCGCCUUGGUCCUCGCCUUCUAAGUCGUGGAACCCCCUUUGAUCGUAUUCACUUCUACUUGGUGCCGUUCUGGCCCGUAUUCUUUUCCCCAAGAAUCUUUCCCCAGGUUUGCCUUUUUACUAUGGCCACCAUGUCGUAGGGUCGUUUGUAAUACCUGGCUGUCUUUUGUACAGUCGAGCUCGUAAGUCGAAGAAGAAGAGCGUAUCUCGACAGCAAUAGCGUUGGAAAUUUAGAAGAAAAACAUGGAAUAUACCCCGUGUUUUUACUAUGUAUGUGUUUCUGUUCUCAUGUAAGUGUAAGCGUAGUGUGUUAGUAGUCCGAUUGAAGACCAGAUAUCUUUCAAGUAUCCAAUUUGAGCUAUUGGAUUUCCGUUUUUGGAGGUUCCUAAACGUAGAAAAUUAAUUAACCACCCUAUUUUGGGUUGUAUAUCAAUAUUGAGACUCCACAACACGGCAAAGUUGCUGUCGUCUAAUAUUGACGGUUCUGCAUAGUGCUUGGCACGCUCCUUACAUUUAUC